AUGCCUUAUCGGAGAGAGGCCAGGGUUCCGGACAGCGGUUCUGCUGAGCCAGGCACCGGUGGACCGACGAUGUCUUACAGUCUCCCACUUAGCUCGAUUGCGGACCUUGCUGAGCAACUCCGUGCUCGAAGCGAGUCCGAGGAUGAAGCUGAAGAUCUCGCGCUCGUAUCUGGCAGGGACAGCUGCGCUCUUUUCGACGAUGGUGAUGGCUCGCCGACUUCCUCUGGUCUCUCCCCCUCGUCGUCCUCUUCAAGUUCAGAACGUGAAGGUGAGUGGGAGGAUGAGUGGAACAGCUUCCAAGCGGCUUACGCUGAUCACGCCCUCUCUUUCUGGAACAAUGAUGACCCUUUCUACUUUGUCAGUUCCGUUCCAGGGGAUGUCGGCAGCACUUAUGACUCCGGAACACCAGUUGUCGGUCCAGGCACUGGACCUGGAUAUCUGAACAAUGCUGCAUUCAACACGAAUGCGGGCGUAUCUCUCAACACCUCCCCUUAUGCCGGUUCCUUGUAUGUCGACUCUGCUGAUCAAAACUCCGACCAAGAGCAAGCACACGUUGGUACUCUCUGGCCAACCAUAACCCCAUUUCCGCCACGAUCAACAAUCCAACGGCAACGCAGAGGCAGACAGCUAAAGGAGGCCUGUGACGGUGGACUCCAAAUGCGGAUUCUUGCGCAUUGGAAUCAGCACCAACACAAUGAGUUGCUGGCUGCCAGAGCACGCGCUCAGAAGGGAAAGGCAGCAAGGGCAGAGGAGUUGAAGCAGAGAGUCAUGGUGGUCGAGUAUCUCCACCAAGACACAAAGAAAACAGAUGGCCUUCAUCUAGGUAAGCCCGAGGACAAAACAGUUGGAGGGUACGGUACAGUCAUCCGCGAGACCUUUGAGAUGAUCAAGCACUUGUCAACCGCAAAGCGAGGUAUGACAGAUCAAGCGGGAUAA
Molecule: messenger RNA, 936 nt
Organism: Cladophialophora yegresii CBS 114405
Lineage: Eukaryota; Fungi; Ascomycota; Eurotiomycetes; Chaetothyriales; Herpotrichiellaceae
Exons: 1
Coding region: 1-936 (311 amino acids)
Source: RefSeq, a predicted model, not a curated record